AUGGCCCUGAAUGCCACCUGUCUAGACAAUCUGGGAUCUCCUACCAUCUACGCUUGGAUUUCAGUCAUAAAAGAAUUCCUUGAGGCAAGGAAAGGCCAAGACAUUGUGGACAGUAGACCUGUCAAUGUCCCAGAAUGCUUCGUGGAAGCUGUUGCGCCUUCUAUCGAUGACGUACCCACAAUCUACCACGGGGAAGUGUUCACGGAUCGAAAAAGUCAUUUCCAAGCUCAUCUCGCUAGAGUUAGCAGUAAAGAAGAAGUAAAACUAGUGCUCGAUCGUUUGUAUGAAAAUUCGAAAAUUAGCCGUGCAACUCACAAUAUAUAUGCUUAUAGAAUUACUGAGGAGCGAAAUGGACGUGAAAUACGGUAA
Messenger RNA from Cooperia oncophora, 369 nucleotides. NCBI's taxonomy places the organism in Eukaryota, Metazoa, Nematoda, Chromadorea, Rhabditida, Trichostrongylidae. The record is from the annotation of a GenBank genome assembly.